Molecule: messenger RNA, 4232 nt
Organism: Uloborus diversus
Lineage: Eukaryota; Metazoa; Arthropoda; Arachnida; Araneae; Uloboridae
Product: CCAAT/enhancer-binding protein epsilon-like
Exons: 1
Coding region: 288-1301 (337 amino acids)
Biological process (GO): DNA-templated transcription; regulation of transcription by RNA polymerase II
Molecular function (GO): RNA polymerase II cis-regulatory region sequence-specific DNA binding; DNA-binding transcription factor activity, RNA polymerase II-specific
Source: RefSeq, a predicted model, not a curated record
CUCGGGCGUGCAACAAGUGCUCUCACUCGCUCUGUUGCCUCGGUCGAAAGAGAAAUCGUGCGCUGGCGCGGCUCUGAGGGGUGUUCUAUCGGAGCGGCCGGUCGAAGCGGGUGUGUUUUCUUCGGCUCUCUCUCGGAAGCGGCGCGGAAAAAAAUAUUUGUGAUUUUUCGGUGUUUGUGCGUUCCCUUGUAGCUCGGGGCGUGCGAUCCCAUUGCUACACAACGGCAGCCCAACACAACUGGUUUGACCUGGAUCGGCGUAACUUGUCACCAUGCUACGCGCAGAGCAUGAGUUCGCCUCACAUGUAUGACCCGGCUUUUCCCUCGGUGGACGAUUUGAAGGCCAAACACAACCUGGGUGUCAAUACUAAGCACCACCCUUCCCUGACGACGAAGGCGAUCUUGGAGCUGUGCGACGGUUCCGUGCCGGACUUGUCGGACCUCAAUUCUCCGGAGCUCUCGUUCGAUCUCCAGAACAUCAUUGGGCCUGAUAACGGUCACCCCGGAGCCUCCCUGGAUGAAUCUUCCAGCCUGUUCCCCGACAUUCUAGCGGAGCAACAGCAGCAGCAGCAGCACCUCCACCAGAAGCGGAUCCACUUCAACGGUAUCACUUCCGGCCCGCUCUUGCCGCCGCCCCAGCAGUUGGCGUCGCCCCACCCGUACGCCCGUUUUCCUAUGCCCCAGCAGGCGUCGCUUGGCACCGAGCACUACGGAGCUGAAGCGGGCCUGGGCAUCAAGCGAGAGCCCCUCGACCACAACGACCUCAGCAGCUGCAGCCAGAGAUCGUCGUUCACCAACGGCUCCAGCAUUUACUCCUACCCCCCCAUCACGGAUCGCCAGGGCGCUGGGGCUGCCCUCAGUGCCCAGGUCUUGGGAAGUUACCUGCCGAACCUCGCGCGACCCUCCGGCCACCUGUCCGUGGCGACCACCCCUUCCCCGGUGCACAAUGGAUCCCUCAAGUCCCUGAGUUCCUCCGGCUCCUCUUCUUCUUCCAAGCACCACAAGCACAAGAAGAACGUCGACAAAUCAUCCGACGAGUACCGGCGGAGGCGGGAGAGGAACAACAUCGCCGUUCGGAAGUCGCGCGAAAAGGCGAAGCUGCGCUCCAGGGAGACCGAGCGCAAAGUUUCCGAACUCGUGCGGGAGAACGAUUUCUUGCGCAAGCGUGUCGAACUGCUCACCAAAGAAUUGAACGUUCUCAAGUCGCUUUUGGCCAAUGUGGGUGUGCCUCAGGACAGUGUGGAGAACGAACUGGCCAAAACCAUGCACAUGGAUGCUUUCCAUGGUAUGCAGGACAUGUAACCACAGCCCAGCCUCGCUCAUCUUCUGCAGUUGUUUUCUUGUCAUUCUGUUCCGAUUCUCGAGCGGCGGAAGGAACGAGCGCUCACCUGUCAGAUCGUUCCGUGAGGAUCUGGUGAAUAGUGGAUGUUUCUCAGAUUCGUAUUUAUUUCACGAAAUUUCUGUUCUCUUGCUAUGGUUCUUGAGAAUCACCAGACUGCGUUACUGCGAAAAGGACAAAAUUACGCGGUAUUUAAUUUAUUUUAAGUCCGAUGUGCGGUUAGAUAUUGGCAGAAAGAAAAUUAUCUGAUCUUUUCCUUCCAAAAGUGAAAAAAAAAAAAAAAAAAAGAUUAAGAACUUAAAAAAGAGCAUCAAAAUGAAGGCUCACAUGCAUUUCACGUGGUAAAGAGACUGCAUUAUUAUUGUUUACUUGCAUGCGUGAUUUUACCAGUAAGUGGAUUUUAUAAUUGUGAUAACUGAUAACUACUAUAUUGAAAUCCUUUAGACUGAGUUUGUUGUCAUAAUAUAGGAUAGACUGUAUGUUGUUUCUGUGCAAAGUUUAACUUUUGAUGAGAGAAUUUUGAUUACGUGUUAAAAAGCGGUAUGCUUGCACAGGCGAUAUAAUUUUAAAACUAUUUAUAAAAAUUUAGAGUUUUCUUUACUAAUGUUGUGUUGUUUACAUCAAAGUGAAUGAAGGUAUUUUGCAUUUCUGUAGAUAUGUUUCCCCCAGUAAAUGCCCGCAUACACUUUUUUAGCCAUCUACACGUUUCAUAUCGUCCUGUAAUUUAUUAUAUUACGUGCAAUGCAAAAAUAUCAAAAGUAUGAGUGAGAAUAAUUCACGCAAUUUCGGCCUUAGGGCUUUCGCAUAUAAUUUCACUUUUUUACAUUUUUAAACUUGAUAUUCAUAUUCAUUGUUAAUUUAUAUUUCCUUAUUUGUAAUCAUUAAUAUUGCACGAUUCGCAUUUAAAAUAGCCGGCCAUACGUCCAGUGCUAAUUUGUACUUCUAUCACUAAAAUUAUUUUUAAAAAUUUGACAGAGCUUUGAAAAAGACUUAUUUAGUGUAUGUCUUGUUAUAUCUACAAUAUUUUGCUAUACCUACAUUCUGAAUGUUAUUACAUAGUAAUGCAAGGUAGUUCCAAAUUUUUAGUUACUUUUCUAAUAUUAAAUGUAAGUAUUUCAUUGUUUUUUUACGAGAAAUUUUCGCCGAUGCAUCAAAAAAAAAAAAAAAAGUCAUUUAAUUUUUGAGAGAAAAGAAUGGUUAAGAUAUUUAAUUAUUGUAGUUAAGUUAUUUGGAAAUUUUAAGUACUUUCCAAAUCUCUUAAUUAUUUUCGUAUCCUAAAUGUAAAUAAUUUCAUUUUCUUUUUUUUAAUGAGAAAUCUUGCCGAUACGUCAAAGUUAACUAAUUAUUGAGAGAAAUGAAUUAUUGUUAAAAUAUUUAAAAGUUUCGGUAGGUAAAGCAAUUAAGUACUUUGGAAGUAUUAGGUAGUUUCCAAAUCGCUUAAUUACUUUUCUUAUUCUUAAUGUAAAUAUUUUUAUUGUUUCUAGCAUGAAAAUGUCUAGCUGAUGUGUCAAAAAAGUUUACUAAAUAUAGAGAGAAAUAAAUGAUUUAUAGAGAGAGAUAAAUGGUUUAUGUUGAGAGAAGUAUAAUUAAUUUAUGUGUCAAAAUAUUUUAAAUGACUUACCAAAAUCAAACUGCAAAAGGUAAAUGAUGUAAUUAUUUGUUAUUUUUUUUUAUUUACCAAAAUCAAAUUGAGAGAAUUUAUUAGUAGUUUAAAGUAGCGCUUAUAUAUAUUAUUUAAUCUAUUUCGUUAAACGUGUAUUUUAAAAAUCUUUUAUAGAUUGAGAGAAUUUACUAGGAUUUUCAAUAUUGAUGUAAGUUAUUGAUCGUUUUGAACAUAUCUUUUGUAAAAUAAUUUUUUUUAAAUAAUUUUCAGUUUUCGUUCGCAUUGGCAAGAUGAAUAGUUGACGCUUGAUUUCACGAAUUGUUUGGAACACCCAAAGUAUCUAUAAAGUCUGGAGUUCGUAAAAUCGAAUAGCAUUGUUUCAAUUAAAGACGUUUUGGACCUGUUCGUAAAAUCACGAGUGCUCGUAAAUUAGAGAUUCGUAAGAUCGAAUAGCAUUGUUUCAAUUAAAGACGUUUUGGACCUGUUCAUAAAAUCACGACUGCUCGUAAAUUAGAGGUUCGUAAAAUCGAGCGUCCGCUGUUUAAUUUUUGUUAUUCAGUCAUUCAUUUUAGUGAAAAAUGAAAUUUAGUCAUAAAAGUGGCAUUAAAAACAGUUUGCAACUGUUUUCCAACUAGUUAUGAGUUUUCUCUUUGUAGUUAUCAAUUGGUAAACUUGUACAUACAACACAGAUUUUAAUGAAUGGUAAUAACAAAAAGCUCAAAGUUUUUUGAUAUGAAUUUUGUUUCACCAAAACUGUUGAUCGUCAGAUGUGUUUACAGAGCUGUGUUACGCAUAUUUCAUUUGAAUCAAAGACACGGGUUGUAUAAGAUUCUAUGUAAAUAAUUUUUGAUACAUACCAGUAAUUUUCAAUAAUUUCAAUUUAAAAAUAUAAAUAAAAAUAACAUUCGUGCAUAUCAUCACGAAAUUAUCAUUGAAAUUGUUUCAAUAGUUAGGAAAAAUAAUGUUAAUUUUACCAAGAAUCAUAAUAUGUUUUGGGAGAAAUUUAUAUUACGCCUAUUGAGAGAACUUUUUGAUGUCAAAUAUUUAUAAUAGUGAAAUAUAUUAUAUAUACAUAUAUAUACUAUCGUUCUUAAAACAUAAAAAUACAAAAAAUAUUUUUGUCCAUUUUGUGAGUGAAAUAGUUGAAGGGCUUCAAUGCCUCUUUCAUACUCAUUGUUGUUCAUUGUUAAAGUGCAAGUGUGAAAAAAAAAAGUGGCACGUCAUCAAAUAAAUGUUUUAACAUUUUACAUGUGUGGAUGUGUGUUGUUCGAAAUAAAGAAUUCGUUUCUUU